Molecule: messenger RNA, 8349 nt
Organism: Plasmodium relictum
Lineage: Eukaryota; Apicomplexa; Aconoidasida; Haemosporida; Plasmodiidae
Product: tubulin--tyrosine ligase, putative
Exons: 1
Coding region: 1-8349 (2782 amino acids)
Biological process (GO): microtubule cytoskeleton organization; protein polyglutamylation
Cellular component (GO): cilium
Molecular function (GO): tubulin-glutamic acid ligase activity; tubulin binding
Source: RefSeq, a predicted model, not a curated record
AUGAAUUCUUUUCAUAAUAUUUUUAAUAUUAAUUAUAAAAAUGAAAUCAAUGAAUAUAAAAAAAGAAAUAUAACAAAAAUUGUUCCUACAUACUCUUUAAAAAAUAUUAAAGUAUCGAAGGAAUAUAGUAAUUUAAAAAAUAGUUUAAAUAAUAAUAUUAAUGAUAUCAAUGAAGAAAAUAUAAAAAAUUUCAAAGAAAAUAAAAGUGUAUCAAUAAUAAAUGAUGUUACUAAUUGUAUUGAUACUUCUAAUAAAUAUUCAUCUACACAUGCAUACAAGACUAAUUUGAAUUAUGCUUCAAUAAAAAAAAAUACGUAUAGCAAUGAUUUAAGAAAAAUAAAUAAUUCAUAUAGUGGAUCUACUUAUUGUAAGAAUAAUUAUUAUAAAAGUAAUAUAGAAAAAGUAAAAUUGAGAAAUACUAAUGAAAAUGAAAAAAAAUUUUUAAAAAAAAAACAAAUUAUUUCAAAAGAUUAUUUAACUAAAUUUCAUAAUAAUAUAAAAUCCAAAAUUGAAAAUGAUAAUUUAUUAUAUUUAAAUAAAAUAAAUAACAUAUUAUAUCGAAAUAAUGACGAAAGUAAAAUAGACAAUAAUAUUUUUAAUUUUGCUGAAUCUCCUUCUAUUAGAUCUAGUAGAAUGUCUAAAAAUUUAAAUAAUUACAAGACUAUAGGCAAAAUAAAAAUGGAGAAGUCAUUAAUCGAUGUUCGCAAAGAAAAUAAAAAAGUAAAUUCAAUUAGUGAAGUAAAUUUAAACAUGCCGAUAAAUAAAAAGGAGGAAAAUAAAAGUAUAAAAAUCCCGUUAAUUAAUUCAAGAAAUUAUGAUCAAUCUAUUAAUUUUAAUAGUAAUAAUAAUAUUGUAAAUAAAAUAAAACAUCCUUACCAUUUCUCGAAUAAUGUAAUAGUCACAAAUAAUAUAUAUCAAAAUGAACAUGUUUUACAUAGAAAAUCUGAUAAAUCUUCUAAAAAUGAAAAUAAAAACUUUCUAAUAGGAAUUAGUUCGCAUAUGAUUUUUAAUGAUAACAAUUUGGAUAAUUUAAAAAUUUCAGAAAAAAAAUGUAACUCCAUAACUUAUUUUAAUAAAAAUGAUAUCAAAGAAAAAAACAUAAAAACAAAUUCGUCAAAAAUUGAUAAUGGUAUAAAUUUACUUCAAACCAGAAUAAAAAGUCAUGAAUUUGUAAAUUAUACAAACAUAUACAAGCCUCCUGAUAUAUAUUUGAAAGAUAGUAUUAAAUCAGAACCAUAUAUAGAAAAACCAAUGAACGUUAAUCAUAUUGAAUAUGUCAGUAAUUAUAGUGAUAUUAAUUUGCUGCAAAAUAAUAAAUAUUUAACUAAUUCAAUAAAAAAUGAUAUAAUAAACAAUAUCAGUGUUAAUCAUUACUAUAAGAAUGUUGGAGAUAAUUAUUUUAGUUACAAGUGUAAGGAAGAUGAUCAUUGUAAUAAUGAAAAUAACGUUUGUAAUAAUAAUUUUAAUAAAAUUUCAUAUAAUGAAGAAAAAAGUGAAAAAAAAAGAUACUGCGAUUCUUUUAAAAAAUAUGAUACAAAAAAUUCAAACAAUAUUUAUGAAAAAGCAAAUAUGAGAGUAAUAAGUAAGAGCAAUAGUGACAAUCAUAUUAUAAAAAUAAUAAGUAAAGGAGAAAUUAUUAAUAAAUAUAAUAAUAUAUCAUUAUAUAGAUUUAAUGAAGGAGAUAAAAAAAAAAAAAAUAGUUAUUCGAAUUGCUUAGUAGAAGGAUGUGAAAAUAAAAAUAAUAAAGAAAUUAAUGAAGGUAAACCAUGUUAUGGGAUUUUAUUAGAUAAAAGAACAAAAGAAAUAAAAUGUGAUAUAUUAAAUCAAAAUAAGUAUUUUAAUGAAGCUGAUGGAAAAGAAGAAAAUUGCAAAUUAAUGAAAAAUAAAGAAGAUAUUGGAAAUGUUGUACAUAAGCAAAGUUAUAUAGAAAAUGGAAAACUUAUUAAAAAAUUAAGAAAAGGUGGCUAUUUAGCAUCUAAUAAUAUGCAUGAUUUAAAAAAUGAAAGUAAUUAUUCUAAUACUAUUAAUCAUUUUGAACUAAAUAAAGGAACACAUGAUAUUCAAAGUUGCAAUAAUACCAACAAAAUUGCUGAAAUGCAAAUUUUAAACAAUACAAAAAAUAAAUAUCAUAGUUAUAAUGUUAAUAUAUGUAAUAAUAAUAUUAAUUAUUAUAAUCAUAAUAAUGAUGAAUAUAAUACUGAUAAAAUUUAUUUUAAUGAAAUUAAGAAAAUUACCAAAGACAAUAAUAAUUUUUUUUUAGGAAAAAGUGAUUCUAGGAUCUAUGAUAACAUUAUUAAUAAUAAUGAUUCGUAUGAAAAAAAAUAUGAUAAAGGAGUUGUAAACUAUGAUUAUAUUAAUAAGAUAAAUAAUAAAUAUAAUAAAAAUUAUAUAAAAGAAUAUAGUAGUGAUAAAAUAUCUGCAAUAGAUUUAUAUGACAAUAGUAAAAAUAAUGAAGAAGAUAUUAUGUUAAAUAAUAUUUCUAAAAACAUAAGUAAAAAUAAAAGUACAAAUGAUGUAAUUCAGAUAAAUAAUGCAAUUAAUUAUGAAGACUAUGAAAAGGAACACAUAAUAAAUAAUUCCAAAAAUGACUAUAAAAAAAGUAUGAAAAAUAUCUAUUUAACGAAUCAUAAUAAAAAUAAUUUCAUAAUUUUAGGUAUCAACAAUGAUUUAAAAAAGAUUGACGAUAUUGACUUUUAUAAUAAAAGAAAUAAGGGACAUUUCUAUAAUAAAGAUAAAGAGGAUUAUGAUUCAAUAAAAUCUACGAAGAGACAAAUUUCUCGAAAUGUGAAGUAUGAAGAAUAUUUUAAAGAAAAUUCAUAUACAAAACCAUAUGUUCAUUACAAACAGAAUUUGGACAAUUUUGUAAACACUCAUAAAACUUUAAGCCAUGAGAAUAAACAAGAGGAAGAAGAAAAACAAGAAAAGAAUAAUAAUAAUAUGCAAGAAAAUGAAAAAAAUGAAAAGAAAACAAAUAUUUAUCUAAAUGAUGUAUUGAGUAAUAAUAUAAAUACCUUUAUAGAGAAAAAAAAAAAUACUCUCAUAAAAUCUACUGAAAAAAAAAAAUGUACUGAGAUACUAGAAAAAAAUAAUUUAAAUGAGCAAAAAUUAGCCAUAAAAAAGGAAGAAACAUUUAUAGAAGGAAAAAAAAAAAAUUGCCUAGGCACUUUAUUAAAAGAUAAUGAGUGCAUGAUGAAUAAAAAAGAAAAUGAAAUAAAAAAUAAAAUAGAUAAUGAUGUUCAUUUUACAAACAAAGGAAAAUCAAAUGAAUCUUUUUAUAUGUGCAAUAAAAAAAUAAACGAUAUGCAUAAUAUAAAAAAAUAUUCUAAUGAAGAAAUUACGGAAAAUAACGAUCAAAGGAAUAUUUUUUUAUCUAAUCCAAAUUAUAAUAUAAAAAAUUCAAAAAAUAAUAUAAAUGAUAGUAACGAUAAUAUUAAAAGUAGUGACAAUGAUCAAUUUUUAACAAAAACGAAUAGCAAAACAAUUAAAUGUAAAAAGAAAUUAAAUUCAAGCAAUAUAUCAGGUAAUGAAAAAAAAAAAAAUGCUUGUAAAUCUGUAUCAAAUGGAAACUUUACUGAUAUUGAAUAUGGGAUUGCAUAUACUAAGUCUUUGACGGAUUCCUACAUCUAUCAUUUAAGUAACCUUAACAAAAUAGCAAAACAAAGAAACAAAAAAAGUAAAUUAAAAGAUUAUAGAAUGCAUUCUAAAAUUAAUGAAAAAGAUAUUUUAUGUUUAGGAAAAAAUGAAAACAGUGAUUUAAAGAAAAUAUGUGCAAUAAAAAAAAGUAAUAAAACAGAUAAACAUAAUAGGAAAGAAAAUACAAAAACAUAUUUUAAUGAUAAUAAAAAUAUAAGUGCAGAUAAUUCAAGUAAAAUAAAAGGAAAACGUAGUAAAUCAUUAACAUUAAAUGAAAUUUGUAAAAACUCAUUUAAUAAUGAAUUAAUUAUGUUAAGUUCUAAAAGAACGAAAAAUAUCAAUAAGUGUAAUUUAAAUAUAAAAAACGAUAUAUUUUUGAAAGAAAUAGUUUUUGAAGAUAAUAACAAUAAAAUUAAUAAUAACUUUGAAAAUAAACAUAGGAUUCAAAAUAAUAAAUGUUCUGAUGAAACUACAGUAAAAAAUAAAGAGAGUGAUAUUUGUUCAACUGAAAAGAAUAGUAAUAACGAACAUAAUUUAUUAUCAGUAUCUAAAUUGGGAGAUACAUGUAAUGAUUCCAUUAAUGAUAAUAAAAAUAAUGUGAGAAUUAAUGUUAUAAAUACUAAUUUUGACAAUAUUAAAAACAUUACAGAAAAUGAUAAAGCGUAUAUUCAUAAUUGUAAUGAUCAAAGUUCUUUAUUACCUGAUAAUGAAAUAAUAGGUGACUUCUCUUCUAAAAGAGAUGAUAAAAAAAUAAAAAAAGUUAUGCUCCCAUGGAAUAAUGAUAAUAUAGUUAAGUUAAAUACAAUGAAUACAUCAAAAAAAAAAAAAAAUAUAACAGUAAAUACUAAAUUAGCUAGAUACGAAAGAGUACUAAUACAUACAUGUAUAAAUAAAUUAAACUGGAAAAAAUGCAAUGAUAAUAUAAAUAAAGGAAUUUUUUAUUGGAUAGGUUAUAAUAUUAAUGAUUCUGAUCAUUAUAAUUAUAUGAAAAAAAAAAAAAUUAUAAAUAGAAUACCUUCUAUAUACAUGUAUACCAAAAAAAAAGCAUUAACAUUUUUGCUGUCUCAUUUAUCUCUUAUUUAUCCUUCUUUAUAUGAUUUUUACCCCAAUACAUUUGUAUUACCUGAAAAUAAAAAUGUCAUUAAAUAUAUUUUGAAUAGCAAUAACAAAGAUUAUUAUAUAAUGAAACCUGAUAGUGGUAGUAUGGGAAUUGGAGUAAAGUUAAUUCAUAAGUAUAGUGAUAUUAAUAUAAAUAUAUUAAAUGGAUAUAAUUGUUAUAUAAUACAAAAAUAUAUUGAUAAUCCUUUAUUAAUGUAUAAAAAGAAAUUUGAUUUUCGUAUAUAUAUUUUACUAUUACCUGGAAAAAAUUAUCCCAAAAUCUAUUUAUCUAAAAUUGGUUUUGCAAGAUUAUGUACUGAGGAAUAUAAAAAAAAGAAAAGAUAUAUUUGUAAUACAUAUGUUCACUUAACUAAUUAUAGUAUUAAUAAAGAUAAUGAGAAGUAUAUAAGAAAAAAGAACAUACACGAUAAAAAUAACAAUAAACAAUUGUUAAGUGAUGUUUUCAUUUAUUUAAAAAAUAAUGGUUAUGAUAUAGAUGAUAUAUGGAAACAAAUAAAAAAGAUUAGCUGUUUAACUUCUCUGGCAAUAUAUUCUUAUAUUAAAUCUAAAAUUAAAUAUAAUUUUAAAAAUAAUUUUUAUUUUUAUCAAUUAGUUGGCCUAGAUAUACUAUUGGAUCAGACAGGGAAAGCAUGGCUAUUAGAAGUUAAUUCUAAUCCUUCAUUAAGAAUAGAUUACUUAGAUCCUAAUUAUACUUAUUUUGAAAUACAGUUAGAAAGUAUGUUUGAUAGAUAUGUAAAAGAACCCGUAAUUAGUGAAAUGUUUUUAAUAGUUUAUAAAAAAAUAUAUAAAAAAUAUUUUAAAAAAAAGAAUAAAAAGAUCAUAUGCAUUAAUAACAAGAACGAAAAAUCAGAGAAACAUAGUAUUAUAUGUGAUAAUAAAAUAAAGCCAUCAAAAAUUGCCUUACAAAAUAAACCUUUAAAGUGUUCAUUUAUUACAAAUAAUGCAAAACUAAAAAAUUUUAUUGAAAAUAAAAAAUAUCCCGAUGAUGAAAGUAGUUUUACAAAUAGCAAAAAUUCUUAUUCUUAUGUAGGUGGUAACAAAAUAUCUAAAACAAAAUCUUACGUUUUAAACAAAAAUUUCAAUAAAAAUAAAAUUUAUACAAAUAAUACAAAAAGUGAUAUAAAAAAAAAGUUUUCAUCUUUGUUAUAUAACAGUGGUAGUGAUUCAAUAAAUAAUUGUAGGAAUAAUUCUUUGACUAACAGCAUGGUUAAUAACGUUAGAAUUAACAACAUGACAAGACAAAAAAAUAAAAUAAAAAGAAGUUUAUUUCUAAAAAAAGAAAAUAUGAGUAAUAUUGAUACUUGCGUUGAUGAAAAUGAUAUUGAUAGUUUCAGUUCAUCCAAUAAUAUUGAUAUUGAUGAAGAAGAAAAGGAUAAUUUAUUAAAUUUAGAUAAAAGUGAAGUUAAUGAACAUAUUAUCAACAAAUCACAUAAUAUGAAUAAGGAAAAUUAUGAAAAAAAUAUUUUUUCUAAUAUAAAAUAUAAUAAUUCUUUAAAUGAGCCAUUAAACAUUUUGAAGAAGAGAGAGAAAAUAAGACAACAAACACAAGAACAAAAUGAAGAUGAAGUAAUUACAAAUAAAAAUUUACUGAAAUUUAAUAAUAUUAGUAAAAAAAAAAAAAAAAAAAAUUGUCUCAUACAUAUUGACAGUUCUCAUGAUAAUAUAGUUAAUAAUAACUCAAAAAAAAAUGUUAGAAGUUGUAGUAAUAGUGAUUAUUCCUAUGAUAGCUAUAAUAGCAGUGUUAAUUUCGUUGGAAAUAAUUUUAUAAAUUGUUUUGAUGAUAAUUAUGAUAAUUCGAUUGGUGAUAGAGAUAAGAAUGUAUCUUUAAAUUUUCCUAGUUUAGGUACACAUUUAAACAAUAUAGAUAAUAAGGAAAUAGUUAAUUCUGAAUCAAAUAUAUAUAAUAAUCACCCUCAUAAAAGUAAGGAUAUGUUAAUAGAAUCAAAUAUGUUAAAUAAUGAAACUUAUGUUCAGAUUGGAAAUCAAGAGGAUAUUCAGUUUGAUAAAUUUUUAAAUGAUGAUAUAGAAACAUAUAAAUCGAUUUAUAGAAAUAUUAGUGAUAGUGCUUAUAAAAAAAAAAUUGAAAAUUUAAUUACGAUAAGAAGCAAUCUAUAUAAAUAUAUGAAUUGCUUAAAUGUUCUUGGUAUUAGGUAUAUUAAUAAAGAUAUAGGUAAUUUUGAUGAUUUAUACAAUAAAAAUAUUUCUUUUGAUUUAAAAAAAACAUAUACGAAAAUUAGAAAAGAUAUUUUACAUCCAUUAAAAAAUAAUGCGUUAGAAAAAAAUGUGUAUAUAAGUUUAAAAAAAGAAACGAGUAAAUUUUAUGAUGAAAUGAAAAUAUAUAAUAAUUGUUACUUUUUGUUUGAUUUUAUCAUAAAAAAGUAUGACAACAAUUUAAAAAAGAAAAGUAAUAAGUUUGAAUAUUAUAUAGAUAAAAACACUUUUUUAUGCAUGUGUAAGGAUAUAAAAAUGAAUAAAAUAAUUGAAAAUAUAGAUAUACCUACUACUACAUGCAAUAAAUUCUUUGAAAUAAAUAAAAAUUCACAUGAAAACCACAUGUAUCAGAUCAUUAAGGAAGCUUUAAAGAAUAAGAAUCAAUACAAAAAAGAAAGAAAUAAAAUAUACGAUGAAAAUUAUUCAAAUAACUCUAAUUUUUUAAAUAACAGCGAGUUAUCAAAUAACAAUCUUUCUGAUGAAACUAAUUGUAAUGAUAGAAAGAGGAAAAAAGGAGGAAAAAAAUUUUCUCUACCUCAUAAUAAACAUUUAAAAAAUGUAGAUUUAUUAAAAAAAAAUCAAAAUAAAAAUGAGAACAGCAAAAAUAAUCAUUUAUUAAAUAAAAAUAUAUACAGUAACAAUUCAUACUAUUCAACAGUAUUUUGUCCUUUUUCUUUGGUUUCAACUUCUAAUAAUUUAGUUAAUUUUAAUUCUAUUGGAAUAAAUAACAUGAAAUAUAAAAGCAAAAGGAAAAAAAAAAUGAAUGUGUAUGAUUUAGAAUAUUUAUUUACUAGACAAGUAUCUUUUAGUAAAUAUAUUAACAAAAACCAAGGAUUAACUCUUAUUGACUUUUUUUUAUUAAUGCAGCAAUUAGCAUUAUUAAUUUUUCCAUAUAUAAGUUAUUUAAGUACUUAUAAUUCUAUAUACCCAUAUAAUAGCACAAUUUUUGAAGAAUUAAGCAAUCAAGAAAAUAAUAUAUUUGCAACUACUUUUAAUGAUAAGGAAAUGAGUAAUUUAAAAAAAAAUGUGAAAAAUAUAAAAAAAAUAGAGAAAAAUCAAGAUAAUGAUCUUAAAGGAAAAAAAGAAAAUAAAUGUAAUAUGGAUAAAUCAACAAUAGAUAUAAAAGAGGUUCAAGAGAAGAAAAAAUGUGAAUUAAAUACUCGUUUUAAUUCAGAAGAGAUAAGAAAAAUGGAUUGUAACAAUACAACUAAUAAACAAGAAGAAAAAAAAAAAGAUAAUUAUAUAUGGCAUAAAAGCAUUUGUAAUAACAUUUACAAUUUAUAUGAAUAUAUUCAAAUUGGCGUUAAUCCUACUGUUAAAAAUGUUUGCUUAGAGACUUUUUUAACUUAUAUUUUUAUAAAAUAUGGAAUAUCAUAUUUUUCAUAA